This is a messenger RNA of Mobula hypostoma (lesser devil ray), 5331 nucleotides long. RefSeq names its product mannosyl-oligosaccharide glucosidase (gene mogs). The transcript is spliced from 5 exons. Lineage: Eukaryota; Metazoa; Chordata; Chondrichthyes; Myliobatiformes; Myliobatidae. Gene Ontology annotation, biological process: oligosaccharide metabolic process; protein N-linked glycosylation. The record is from RefSeq and is a predicted model, not a curated record. Gene Ontology annotation, molecular function: Glc3Man9GlcNAc2 oligosaccharide glucosidase activity. Gene Ontology annotation, cellular component: endoplasmic reticulum membrane. Bases 137 to 2662 code for a protein of 841 amino acids.
GUGAAGUGCCACUGGCUGCUUUGUGAUUGGUGGAGUGAAUGCUGCCUGGCCUGCGCUUACUCCGUGGGUCAGUGGGCUGCGAUCCAGGCACCUGUCUGCAUGAGGGCAACGCUCCGUCAGGGCAGGGGAGUAAAGAAUGGCACGGCAGAGGCUGAAAAAAGAGAGGCUGCUUGAUGCAAAAGUGGAUGGUAAAAAUGGAAAGAAUAUAGGAAUUCAUAAGAAGGCUCCAGCCAAGGAGAAGGAGAAGAAGAAAAAGUCCAACUUGGGGAAUAUCUUCAUCAACAUAGCAAUCGUUUUGUGUACUGUGAGCUGUGUCUGGUUUUGCUAUGCUAUUUACAUGAGAUCGUGGUUUGCUAACAGAAUCAUAACACCUCACCCUUCAUUCAGGAUAUUGAACAGCAACAGCUCUAGUCCCACAUUGUCACCAGAAAAAUACUGGGGAUCGUACCGACCUCAGGUAUACUUUGGAAUGAAAACACGGAGUCAGAAAUCCAUUGUAACAGGAUUGAUGUGGCUCCAGCAGUUCAAGGCAGAGGUGAACUUGCGCCAUACAUGUGAACAGGGUGAUCGGCUGCCCAGCUAUGGCUGGCUAAUGCAUGAUGGCAUCAACUUCGGGGUGCAGGAAAUUAAAGAGAAUGAUUUCAUUUUAACAACCGAGUUUGUGAAACGUCUUGGUGGGCAACAUGGUGGAGAUUGGACUUGGAGAAUCACUGCCAAACCACAGAGCUCUGCUCCAGAGAACCCAGUGAUAUCGCUGCUAUUUUAUGUCGCUGGUGAUGGACAGGGAGUUCUACAGCCACACAUUGAGGAGAAGAGGAGGUUAGUGGCAGUGUCAGGGUCAUCAGAGGAUUUGGGAAAAUUCACAAUUACUUUCCUGACACCAACUGAUCGUAAAUCCAGGAACUCCAAAUACGCCAGUUACAACCAUCUCCAAGCACCUUGUCCAAGUCUGGAGAUGGUGACAGACAUUGUGAAAAGCAGCUUGAAUGGCCGUUUUGUCUACAGUGCAGCCUCUACAAGCAGGCGCUACUACAUCGGUGUGGACAGUUACAGACCACCCCCGAAACAAGAUGGGAGCACCACAUCAAGCGAACUCCUGGUUCAUCAAGUGACAGUGCAAGUUCCCUUUGAGGUUGAAGUCCUGUUUGAAUCAGCAAGUUUUACACAACGAUCAAAUCAAUUUUCUGGUGAGGUUUUCUCAAAUGAACUUGAAAGGUGGAAGCAAUCAUUUGACGAAAAAUUUGACAGCACUUUUCACUUGUCAAAUAAAGGCUUUUCUCUGCAACAAAUUAAAUUUGCUAAAGCAGUUUUCAGUAAUACAAUUGGUGGAAUGGGAUAUUUCUAUGGUCAGUCAUAUGUUCAAUCCAAAUACAAUGAGUACCCUUUGCCUUACCUGGAGGGCCCACUCUACACUGCAGUUCCAUCCCGGUCAUUUUUCCCCCGGGGAUUUCUUUGGGAUGAAGGAUUCCAUCAACUCCUGAUUAGUAAAUGGGACCGGUCUAUUAGUAAGGAAGUGAUUGGACAUUGGUUAGAUAUGAUGAACGUAGAAGGUUGGAUACCCAGAGAGCAAAUCCUGGACAAUGAAGCACGGAGUAAAGUGCCAGCAGAGUUCAUUGUACAGAGAAAUGAAAAUGCCAACCCUCCUACGCUCUUCCUGACAUUGCAAAAGCUAAUAGAAGAUUUAAAUGGAAAGUUGACUGAAGAAGACAAGUCCUACUUGAAGAAGCUCUUCCCGCGUUUGAAGACUUGGUAUGAUUGGUACAAUUCAACACAGGUUGGACCUCUACCAUCGACUUAUCGGUGGAGAGGCCGUGACACUGACACCAAUCUGUUCCUCAAUCCUAAAACUCUGACCUCUGGACUUGAUGAUUACCCUCGAGCUUCUCACCCUUCUGAGGAUGAACGUCAUGUGGACCUCCGCUGCUGGAUGACAUUGGCAUCAAAGGUCAUGAGGGAUAUCGCCAAAAUCCUCAGUUUACCACAUCAGGAGUAUCAGGACAUGUAUGAAACCUUGAGUGACAACACUCUGCUUCAACAACUGCACUGGUCUGAGGAUCUGAAGGCAUUCUGUGAUUAUGGGAAUCAUUCUCAGUCCAUUUUUCUGGAGCGAGAGAAGAUCUAUGUACCCCCUGGUCAGCCUCGACAAACUGGCCACGCAGCCAGGCUUGUACGCUCCGUUCGGAAACAGCCAAAGCUGCAGUAUGUGAAUGCAUUCGGUUACGUAAGUCUGUUCCCGUUCCUGCUACAUAUCUUGAAACCUGAUUCUCCAAAGCUUCAGCACGUCUUAAAGGAUAUAAAGGAUGAUGAGAAGCUCUGGACCCCUUAUGGCCUACGCUCACUUUCAAAAUCUAGCCCUCUCUACUUGAAACGGAACACUGAAUAUGACCCACCUUAUUGGCGGGGGCCUAUUUGGAUUAAUUUGAACUACCUUGUAGUUCGAGCACUAUAUUACUACUCCACUCAAACUGGACCAUAUCAGGAAAUGGCAGCAGCACUCUAUCAGGAGCUGAGGACUAACCUCAUAUCGAAUCUGUAUAAGCAGUAUGUACAGACUGGUUACCUGUGGGAGCAAUAUAAUGAUAGUACUGGCAGAGGGCAGGGUAGUCACCCCUUUACUGGUUGGUCUUCCCUUGUAGUUCUGAUAAUGGCUGAGCAAUAUUAAACUUCCUACCACUCGCAUCCUGUAUAAAGGUUUCAGAGGGAUUAUUUGCUAUUAAAUAUUUCAUUAUUUCAAUGAUUGAUUCAGUUAUGGUUAAACUCCCCAGCAUCCUAAUCAGAGAGAAAUUCAACCUGCAGGUAUUACAUGAUAUUAGCAUAAGAGCAGGCAUUGACAAGUUUAGUAGUACAUCAACCAAACUCUGUGUACACAGUGACUGCUACAUUUUCAGGGAUUUUUUUUUUCAGGCUGUGAAAGCAUUAGUUUCCCUUAAGAAAUAUUAAUUAGGAGCCUGUGUAUGUUUAAUAUCCCAUGGAGAAUCAGCAUUCAACAAAAUAGGUAGCAGCUAUAGUCCAUGCAGGUUUCACUGGACAACAGCCACAACUUUUAAAAAUACUUCCUGUAUCAUGGUCUGCUGUUGACCCUUCAAACUUAGUGUGAGCUGUUGUUGGUCCACAGUUCACCUCCUCAUACCCUGUAUCCUCCAUUCCAUCCAGCAGCAUUCACAGUGAACCUCAUCCUCCCACUUCUCAGUCUUCACUAAAAAGUAAAUUAAAGGUGAAGAUUUGUAAUUGUCUACCAAAAUACUCGUCUAUAAGAUUUAACAUCAUAGCACCUUUUCUAUUCAGCUGAAUGUUGGUGUAUUCAAAUCUCAAGGAGCCAGAAGUAUGUAGAGUCCUGUUUGAUGUAUUCAAACGAGUGAAUCUAUACAACCUCAGCAUGGGAUUUAAUAGGGCUCUGCAUUUCUUCCACUGUUAACAGACCAAUUUUUCUAUAUUUAAUUGUACUAGAAUCUGAAAGGCUGGACCAAUAUGUAUCACAAUAACUGGGCUUUUUUAGGAAGACUUUGGAAUUUGCUGUUCAAUUCCUUCCAGUGCCUCAUGGACCCAUUGCUGGUUCUCUCAUUUUGUGUGGCAUUUGUAAAUAAAUAAAUUGAUAUGUUAAAUAAAUCAAUUUGUGGCAACUUCAACACAAAUAGUCAAAAAUAUAAGAUGUGUACCUCUUUAUAGGAACCAAAUAUGCAUUAAACUUAAAAUUGUCAUGGUUACCUCAGACAAAGUUUCAUUUUAUAAAGAUUAUAACAGAAACUGAAAAUGCAUUUGUCCAUUUGAUUCUGGUCUAUGCAUGUUUUCUUGUCAUUCAUUCCAUUCCCAUUCCUCCCAUUCUUUCCUCAUCCCCCUAUAUUUUCCUGCUUUGACUGCUGUUGUGAAGACUUGCUGAUUCUGGUUUGCUUGCCUGACAAAUUGGCUAUUUAUUUGUUACCUAAACUGAGAGUGGCUUGUGGAAAAGAAAUUUAUCACAAGGGAGAGUCAUGAUGUAAAGAUGCAGUGAAAGUUAAGUUUCAUCAUUGGCUUCAAAUGGAACAGAUCCCUUCAUAAUCACAUCUCCUAUCAAUCUUCUAGUUAUUUGAGAAAAGAGUCAAUGUUCCAUUAGCUAUUUUGAUGUACUUAUUAAGUUUUGCAUAUAUACAGUAUCUAGUCAGGUUCAAUGUUUGCUCCUCUGCAAUUUCCAAUCUUUUGCUUUUCCAAAAGAAAGUUUCUGAUUGCUUUUUCUUGGAUCUGAAUGUGAUCCGGUAGGAUGGCUUGGAGCUGCUGUAGAAACCAAAUAUUCCAAAGCAUAGCUCACAGCUCCAGAGACUUUCAUUCAGUCGCAGGCGUCAGUGCUGUUUCCCCCUGACUGCAUGGGUUCUCCAAUCUACUCUGUUUUCCCCCUCCACAGAUGUGUUGGACACCAUAAACAUGAUAUUUCUGUCAGUGAGCCUUAGGAGAUUCCAGGGGAUUAUUGAGCAUGUGAGAGAAACUGUUACAGGAAAUAUGGAGCAAUUAAGUGCCAGCAUAGACUUGAUGGUAGAAUGAUUUCCGAUGUCGAUGUCAUAAGGACUUAUGGAAUAUGAGAACAAAGUCAUCUGCUGUUCAGUAAUAUAUCUUUACUCUCGUACAAAAUGGUAGGACACAGACUUCUUAUAUUUAGGUCAUUUCUAAACAGGCUGUAAAUGUUUCAGGUAUUUUUAGAUAUAACAGGACCUUGAAUAUUCAAAUCUUAUUCCAAUGUUUUCAUCGAUUCAUGAAAAUCUUGCUAUCUCCUGUAGUUGCAUCAGUAUUAUUGGUGUCAGUAAUUGAAAAGAAAAUCAUUUGCACCAACGUCUUGUGCUGUGCAUAAAUAAUUAUUUGACUGUCUAUAUAUAUGUCGUUGAACUUUAAAAAAAACAUAGUUUAAAUUAGUAAAGUUAGUGCUUGCGUCAAACUGUCUUUGCAGAUCUUCACAUUGCAACGUGCUCAGUAUGUAAAUGCAUUUCUCAGGAAAUUUCAGCCUAACCUGCUAGUAGUGCUGCUUCAGGGAACUGCAGGCCAACAGGCUGGAUGGAAUAAGGGAAAUUAAUCUAAUUAUCUAUCAUUUAGUGAUGUUUAUAAUGUUUGAAGUGUGUAAUGGUUUAUAUGUAAUCUGCCUGCAUUUGUAAGCUGCAAUUUGUUUUGAUCAGUGAUCUGGAAAAGCCAAAAUUAACAGCUCACCCAAGAGAAAUUACAGCUCAUUUUGGAAACCAAGUUGUAAAUUGAUCUACCAGAGUGGUUUUCACAACUUUAGAUAAAUCCAGGUAAAUGUACUUCACAAGUGGAUAUUCACUGAACAUAUCUAGGACCAUAUUGUACCCAGGGAGAUAAUGCUUGCACAGCAAU